Mastomys coucha (southern multimammate mouse) is the source of this 841-nucleotide messenger RNA. RefSeq names its product mitochondrial contact site and cristae organizing system subunit 13 (gene Micos13). Gene Ontology annotation, biological process: cristae formation. The transcript has 4 exons. The record is from RefSeq and is a predicted model, not a curated record. NCBI's taxonomy places the organism in Eukaryota, Metazoa, Chordata, Mammalia, Rodentia, Muridae. Gene Ontology annotation, cellular component: mitochondrial crista junction; MICOS complex. Bases 353 to 712 code for a protein of 119 amino acids.
UAACCAUCACUUAGGCUUGCUUCACCUUAAGGACACUCAAUUCUCCGCGCGGGCGCGGGAAAUCCUACCAGUGUCUUCCGAGGGCUCUUGUCCGUCGUUCUUCCAGACUACAUUUCCCAGGAGACUUCGCGGCCUAGACCUUCUUUGGUCUUCCGCCUAAUACAUUUCCCAGAAAGAGUUGCGGCAGCCACGGACCUUGUUAUACAGAGUCUAACGCUGCUACUGCGGCUCCCGGAGUCCAUUGCGGCUGAGAGCGGCCACUACAUUUCCCAGGAGUCUCAGCAGCGACACCGACCGGAAGCGGCGGGCGAAUUGGGUGUCCUUGCGCGGCGAGUGAAGCGGGAGACCAACCAUGGUGGCUCGAGUGUGGUCGCUAAUGAGGUUCCUCAUCAAAGGAAGUGUAGCUGGAGGGGCAGUCUACCUUGUUUAUGACCAAGAGCUGCUGGGGCCUAGUGACAAGAGUGAGGCUGCCCUGCGGAAGGCCGAGGAGGUUGUGCCACCAGCAAUGUACCAGUUCAGCCAGUAUGUGUGCCAGCAGACAGGUCUGGAGAUGCCACAGCUCCCAACCCCUCCAAAGAUUAACUUUCUGAACUUCCGUGAUUCCUGGAACUCAGGCAUCAUCUCGGUCAUGGCAGCCUUGUCUGUGGCCCCCUCCAAGGCCCGAGAAUACUCCAAGGAAGGCUGGGAGUACCUCAAAGAACACAGCAAGUAAUGGAUGCCACCUGCUCCAGCGUUGUGAGGGUUAAGACCAGGAUGCCACAGACAUCCCAGUGGGGAACUCAAUUUGAGGGCAGCUUCCAGCAUUGCUGGCCCAAUAAAGGACUUGGGAAUGGUCCCCAAU